Pararge aegeria (speckled wood butterfly) is the source of this 2302-nucleotide messenger RNA. Its product is annotated as MKRN2 opposite strand protein. The record is from RefSeq and is a predicted model, not a curated record. Bases 253 to 897 code for a protein of 214 amino acids. The transcript has 4 exons. NCBI's taxonomy places the organism in Eukaryota, Metazoa, Arthropoda, Insecta, Lepidoptera, Nymphalidae.
AAACGGUGUUUAUUAAAGUUGUUGUUGUUUGACAUUUGACUUUUUGAACGUAGUUUGGAAGGCCUUCAAGAUGUGGAAAGAGUGCUUGACGGUGGAACAAUAGUUUCCAAUUAGAUUUUUGCUUAGUCAGUCAUUCAUUGCAGCUUGUAAACGAAUUUUCUUUUUCGGAGGUCUUAUAUGAAAGUUUGCGACUAUCUAGAAAUCGUCAGAAGUGAUAGUUUAAUAUAGCACACCGAAGAAAUUUCGCCUAAAAUGGAUCCGGGUAUCCUUUGUUUCCACCAUUGUGAGCACAAAGUGUUUUGUACAAUUAUACCUGAAAAUUGCCCUGUUUGUCAACAGAAACUAGAUAGAUACGAUUACAAUCUCUUGCCAUUUAGAGUUCCAUAUCCUUUCGUUAAAGCCUCACAGCACCCGCGAGCUAUCGUAAUGAAGCCCACGCACGGUGAUUUCCUGAAUGAGUACUACAAUUCUAAAGACUUACACAUAGGGGUCACUAACUCUCAAGGGUGUGUUGUAGAGUUCAGUGAGGAGGGCAUCCGGAGUGUUGACCCUGUUAACAAAAAAUGGAGUGAAUGUGAAACCAGUGUUGACUGGGACCAAUGUCUUUUACUAGAACAGUUUGAUGAACUGUGGAAUGAGAUUUGGGAUGGUGUCCUGUUAAAGGUGAGUCUAAGUCCACUAUGGGAAGCUGAACGAUAUAAUGAAGAGAGACACAACUGUUUCACUUUUGUGCUUGGGUUUCUACGUGCACUUGACUGCGGGGAGCUCUCAGAAAGAGCACACGACCCUAAGCUCUUCUGUAAACAAUAUGUUGUCCCCAGAACUUCAGCUGCUGGAAAGUAUAUCUCCCUUUAUAGACAACUGAAGAGACAGAGUUAUUUCAUUCAGAAGCAAUGAUAGCCUAUCUAUGGUAUGUGUAAAGUCAGUGCAGAUAAAGAAUGAUCUUCACUUUUUGCUCAUAAACUCUUAUUUCUAAUCUCAACGUCAACGGAAUGUCCCAAAAGUUAUGCACAGCUGAUUUUUUUAAUUCUAAAUAUAUGAAAAAUUUUUAUAAAACAACCACACAAUCUACAGUUUUCAUACCAAAAUAGUAUUGUAAUUUGUAAUUUGGCAUGGUUUAUACUCAUUAUAGAUUGUUCGCUAAAAUGAUUUGCAGUUACUUGCAGGUUACUUUGGAAAUUUUGUGAAAAUAAAUAAACAAGUACAUUUAUUACUUAACUUAAAUAAAUUACAACAAUGUUUCGAAAUACUAAGUAUUUGUCAUCUGAAUCCUGCAAAUUGCGAUACGCCGCUGGUAUACUUACACUACGUGAUGAGUCUUCGGAGAAACUAUUUGUGCGAGCAAACUGUAUGUUUAUAUGCUUAUUGUUCUAAGUUUAGCGUUAUGGCGAUACCCAUAACACGUUUAUAUUACUGAUACAAUACUUAUCUUAUGUUGAGUCUAUGCCAUGUCCACCACUUGCCAAUUCUUCAUUAUCUGCAUCUUAAUAGUUGAUGCUGUUAUCCAUUCUUUGUCUGUACAUGUCUUAAAAACGUAAUUUAUGUAUUUAUUUAUUGUCAGUUCAGUAUUAACUGUGAUGUCUCAUAUUUAGGAGGUUCUUAAAUUUAAAUGCAUUUAAUUCAGACCAAAUAGGUUAUUGUGUAAUUUGUUUGCAUAUAAUAUAUUAUUAUUAUAUCUUAAAUAUUAUAAUACAACAAUUAUCAUUAAAUGUUUAAUUUCUAUAAAAUAAUUUCAUCGUAAGGAAUACAUAAUUUAUAUGAUAUAUAAAUUUACACGGCAUGAGUGGUCAAAACGUCAAUACUUAGGGCCUUACUAAUAAACGUUUAGUUAGACAAUGUUUUCUUCUAUUUGUCAUCAGUAAUUUGACAGUUAAAAGAAGGAGACCAAACAUUGCGUAAUUAUGCAAGCAAGCGCCUUACAACGUUUAUUACUAAGGGGGGACAGUAGUUUCGUAGGUGACAUUUCCACGUGAUGUCCGCCUUAAGGCCAAACCAACAAUUAAAAAACGUGUAAGAAUUGUUAAUUUGCGAUCAAAGAAACAUUCUUACGAUUGGUUGAAGAUGUACGCUUCGCGCGACAGAAGACGCGGGUUAAACGCGUUGGUAUAGAGUUUGAGAUACAACGCACAUAUUUAUCACAUGAGCAAUAGAAUACUUGUAUUAUAUAAUUACAAUUAAUUUGUUAAAUCAUAUGAUAUUUUAGCGAUAUAUAAUUUUCAUGAAAGUUUUAGAACAGCAAAGUCCAAUGAGAGGUUGUUCAGUUUUCUUUAUACAUAUAAAUAUACUGAAGUAUUUAUAAAUA